Molecule: messenger RNA, 1686 nt
Organism: Triticum turgidum subsp. durum (durum wheat)
Lineage: Eukaryota; Viridiplantae; Streptophyta; Magnoliopsida; Poales; Poaceae
Source: the annotation of a GenBank genome assembly
AUGUUGGACGGCGUCGUGCCUCGCAGGAGGAGGAUGGACGGCGCCAUGCCGCAGGAGGGCGCCGGUGGUGGAUCGUCUUCCGGCUCGGUGCCGCCCGCGGGCCAGCGCGAGAACGAGGCGGUGCCGCGACCUGGAUACGACGAGGAAGAACGGAAGCGCAAGGGGAAGAUGCCGGCCGUGGACCAGAGCCUGCCGCCGCCGCCGCCGCCCGUCGAGAAGAAGCUCAUGGGCGACGCCAUCCGCGCCCACGCGAACGCGAGCACGUCGCCGCCGCUCCCGGCAUGGAAGGACGUCCCGUUCGACUACGGCGCCGUGAGCCAAAGGCUCCGCGACGUGCUCGAAGGCCUCGGCGUCGUCGCUGGCGCCGGCCCCGUGUGCGUCUACGAGAAGGAGAUGACCGUAUCGGACAGGGGCAAGGACCAGAACCGCCUGCUGAUAUCGUGCAAGGACAACGGCAGCAGCAAUGGCGGUGACGACAGGAGCAGCAAGAAGAGGAAGAACAAGGGCGGCGGUGGCGACGGUGACGAGCAUCGCGCGGCGGCGAAUUUCCGCAAGAUUUUUACGGCCAAGGAGUUGCUCAUCGUGCACCAGGAGGAACAGAAGCAGGAAGCGGAGGGGGUGAUGAUGAAGAAGAAGAAGACGACGACGACGGAGGGGGAUAUGGACAAGGAGAAGGAGAAGCCCGGUCUGGGCGUGCAGGCGUACGACCGCGACGGCGAGAUGUACCAGCUCAAGUGCAGGCACCUCAUGUGCAACAGCGCCUACCGGAUCAUCAAGGACUACGCGCGCUUCCUGGAGAACAACGGCCUGCUCGUCAGGAGGGACAAGCGGAAGCGGUCGCCGGAGGCAGCAGAAGGCAGCGACGGCGGACAGGGCGGCUCGCCGCUCGCCGUGGGGGCGGGCACGGAGGGCAAGAAGAAGAGGCGGAAGGGCAAGGCGCCGUCGCCGGAAGCGGCAGGCAGCGAGGGGCAGAGCAGCUCUCCGUCGCCCGAACCCGACGGCGGGGAGCACAAGGUGCGCCCUGCCCGCAUCGAGCUGUGGGCGUUCCGGUCGCCCAAGCUGACGCAGGGGUGCACCGACCACGCGGACGGCAAGCUCGGGCUGGUCCUGCUGCACUACCUCGAGGCCGACGGCGCCGAGGCCGAGCUUGCCGCGGAUGAGCCUGAGCCGCGUAGUUCUGAGGAGGAAGAUGCCAUGGAACCGGCGGCAAUGCCCAACGUGGGUGAGGCUGCGGCUGCGCACCAGAUGGCCGUGGAUGUGCCGGACGUGGUCGUCGAGGACGGCGCGGGCGCGCAUGAGGACGCCGCCGUUCAUGCCCACGCGGACGCCGUGCCCGUCAUAGAACCGGCGAUGCCCGACGUGGGUGCGCACGAGAUGGCCGUCCAUGUGCCGGACGUGGUCGUCGAGGACGACGGCGCAGGCGCGCAUGAGGACGCCGUUCAUGUCCAUGCGGACGCCGUGCCCGUCAUGGAACCGGCGAUGCCCAACGUGGGCGCGCACGCGAUGGCCGUCCAUGUGCCGGCCGUGGUGCUGCCUGUCCUCGCCGUCGCCGGUGCACACGAGGAGGACGCCGUCCAUGCCCCCAACGAGGACGCCGUGCCGGUCAUGGACGCGGACGAGAGGACGCGACUACUAGAGGCUGCAGAGGGGUUGCUACUGUUAAGUAAGGCACCAGUAGUUUUCUAA